AUGGAAUUAAAAGUACUACCAAAAAGAGCAGUAAAUAGGGAGCAGUCUAAAUUGACUCAAAGGAUCAGACCAAAUUUGAGAUCAAAAGUGAACAGAUCUAAGAAAAUCAGUAAGAGGAAUGUGCUAAGCCUUACCAGAGAAAAUGAAUACUUUAAGAUGAACAUGAAGCUGAGGAAGAUCGUUAGGUGUAAGAAUAAGAUGAAGAAUGUUGGAGAUUUCACAAAUAUUAUUAAAUCACUUAUUUCUCCCAAAAGUAAAGCCAAACAGAUCCUGACUCCUUCUAUUAAAUCAAGGAGGGAUGAAAAGAGAAGAGUCUUCUCUGCAAAGAGACCCAGAACUAAUGAGUCUGAGAAAAAGAAGCAAAUUGAGCUCUCAACGAUUGAAUUUUAUAAGAAGAUGGCUUAUCGUAUUAGCAGAAAGCUUGAGCAAAAUAAGAUUGUGAAUGGCAGAUUUUGCUCCCCUGUUAUUCUUCGUCAGAAAGCAACCGAUUUCCAAAGCAAUGGAAGUUCUUCAAAAUCAAUCAACGAUGAGUUUAGCCUUAUUCAAUCGGCUUUACCUAAAAUUGAGACUGAGAAAUUUUGUGUUAAAUUAAAUUAAAUUUUAAACUAAAAUAUU
This is a messenger RNA of Moneuplotes crassus, 615 nucleotides long. Lineage: Eukaryota; Ciliophora; Spirotrichea; Euplotida; Euplotidae. The record is from the annotation of a GenBank genome assembly.